Mesocricetus auratus (golden hamster) is the source of this 5139-nucleotide messenger RNA. RefSeq names its product synaptopodin 2 like (gene Synpo2l). Gene Ontology annotation, biological process: positive regulation of actin filament bundle assembly. The coding region runs from base 1078 to 3804 and encodes 908 amino acids. Gene Ontology annotation, molecular function: actin binding. The record is from RefSeq and is a predicted model, not a curated record. The transcript is spliced from 4 exons. Gene Ontology annotation, cellular component: nucleus; actin cytoskeleton; Z disc. Lineage: Eukaryota; Metazoa; Chordata; Mammalia; Rodentia; Cricetidae.
GCUAUCUCCCGUUCCGGCUGCUGAGAAGCAACGCCGAGUUUUUCGUGCUUCUUUUUUUGUUUGUUUGUUUGUUUCCUGAUGUCCCAGACUCUGUACGGCGCUACCAGCUGAGAGGGUGUUGAGAAAACUAGGCUGUCUUAGCGACGCCGCCUCUGUCGGACUGGGACACACUGAGAACCUCUGUAGCCACUUCCGGUUAACCUUUCACCCCACGGCUCGGCGUCCCUCGGCUCGCCCUCACCCCCGACCUCUGGCCCGCGCCCCUUGGCUCGAUGCCUGCGCGCCUCUCUGGCUGCCCAAGACCUGUUGCGUGCUCCGUAUAGAUUAGUAACGGUCUCAGAGGGAAACUGCUGGAGCCAGACCUCCUGCCCCUCGGGUGAAAGAGCUACAAUUCUUCCAGCGGUUGUGACUCCUUAAAGAACGAUUGUAACUGUUGCUCCUCCCGCCCCGCCGUCGGGUUUUUAUCCCAGUGUGUGGCCAGACUGCCGGGACCGCGAAUGGAAGGGCCACCCUGGAUCCUCGGUCUUUAUUCUUACGCCCUCCAGGGCAGUUUAUUCAUACAGCUUUACACGCUUGCUCGGACCAACUCGGCUCCUAGGUCUCAUGAAUGGAGUAACAUGUUUUGCUUUUACGUGUAAUAACAGUUAUGCAGUAGUGCAUACUUUAAAAAGUGGGGACUUGGGUUUGCACGAGUUACUAGCGAGGCAGCUGUGCUGCCCCGUGUGUUAACGCUGAUUCUUUAUGUGUGGGUACUUUGAAUGUGUUUCUGUGCGCCUGCUGGGUGCGCUUCCCGAAGAGGCCAGCAGAGGGCGCUGGAGUUACGGGUGCUUGCGUGGAUGCUGGGAAUCAAAGCCAGACCAGCUGCAAGAGCGGCCAGUGUUCUUUGUCACUAGCCCCGUGUCUGUCCAGUUCUAAAGUAACAUCAGUGCAUCCUGGAGGCCAUGGUGUCACUGUCACCUGGGACUUGCUAGAAAUAUCCGCAAACGGAGCCAGGCUGGGAGAGCGGGACUCCGGGAGAGGGACCAGCUCUUGGCGAUCAAUGGAGUUUCUUGCACCAGCUUCUCCCAUGCCAGCGCCAUGACCCUCAUCGAUGCUUCAGGACAUCAGCUUGUCCUUACUGUGAGGAGGGUAGCCGAUGAAGGGUGUGUGAGAUCUCCGUCUCCAGGGGGGCUCCGGGCGCUGUCACCCCUAUCGCCACUGAGUCCUGAGCCCCCAGGUGCUCCUGCUCCCCAGGCUCUUCAACCCGGCAGCCUUCGCUCGCCUCCUGACAGUGAAGCUUACUACGGAGAGACAGACAGCGAUGUUGACGGCCCUGCCGCACAAGAGAAGCCCCGCCGAACCCGCCGCCGAGGUCCCACAAGGCCCUCCCUUCCAGGAGCCCCACCUGAUGAGGUGUACCUGUCUGACAGCCCUGCAGAACCAGCACCUGCUAAAACUGGCCCUCCCAGCCAGGGUGACAGCCGCGUGAGCUCCCCGUCUUGGGAGGAAGGCGCCGCCCUUCAGCCACCACCGGCGGAAGCACUUCUGUUACCCCAUGGUCCACUCAGGCCUGGUCCUCACCUCAUCCCCAUGGUGGGCCCUGUCCCCCACCCAGUGGGAGAAGACCUUACUACCACCUACACCCAGAAGGCCAAGCAAGCCAAACUGCAACGUGCGGAAAGCCUACAAGAGAAGAGUGUGAAGGAGGCCAAGACUAAAUGCCGGACCAUUGCAUCCCUGCUAACAGCAGCCCCCAACCCUCACUCCAAGGGGGUGCUUAUGUUUAAGAAACGGCGGCAGAGAGCCAAGAAGUACACCCUAGUGAGUUUCGGGGCUGCGGUCGGGACAGGAACAGAAGAGGACGGCAUCCCCCCAACGAGUGAGUCGGAGUUGGACGACGAGGCCUUCUCGGACGCCCGCAGCCUUACCAACCAGUCCGACUGGGACAGCCCUUAUCUGGACAUGGAGCUGGCCAGGGCUGCUUCAGGAACAACAGAGAGUCAGAGCUCCGGGCUGGGCGGGCAGUUGAGCGAGGUGUCCGGGCGAGGGGUUCAGCUGUUUGAACAGCAGCGCCAGCGGGCCGCCUCCAGCGCUCAGGAGCUGACUCAGGUGGGCCCAGCAGCCAUGCUAAAUGGGCAGGGUCUGCAGUCACCACCUCGAGCUCAGAGUGCUCCCCCAGAGGCAGCCGUGCUCCCUCUCAGCCCUUUGCCGGCCCCUGCAGCCAGCCCUAGCCCCUUCUUCGCGGAUGGUGGAGCCCCCAGCGCAGCGCCAAGUAUCUUUAACAGGUCGGCGAGGCCUUUUACCCCAGGUUUACAAGGACAAAGGUCAGGUACCACCUCAGUGAUUUUCCGGCCCUUACCCCCUAAGAAGGUGAAUGAAGGCCUGCGAGCCACCAGCCCCGCCCCGUCCCCCUUCGUGACCCCUCUUCAGGGGCCCACCCCUCUGCCCAGCUUCACCACAGUGGUGCCCGGUCACACGCCGGUCCCCGGGGCCCCCAUCACCCCACGCUCCUCCGGUCCUGUAACCGCUACCAGUUCCCUGUACAUCCCAGCCCCGAGCCGGCCCGUUACACCAGGAGGCGCCCUGGAGCCUCCCGCUCCUCCUAGCGCGGCUGCUAUGACCUCCACCGCUUCCAUCUUCUUGUCGGCGCCUCUAAGAAGCUCUGUGCGCCCGGAGGCGCCCGGCCCCGCGGUCCCCGAGUCUGCUAGUGCGCGGGAGCAGCGCAUCUCUGUGCCAGCUGCCCGCACUGGCAUCCUGCAGGAGGCCCGGCGCCGGGGUACCCGGAAGCAGAUGUUCCGACCGGGAAAGGAAGAGACGAAGAACUCGCCCAACCCCGAGCUGCUGUCGCUGGUGCAGAACCUGGAUGAAAAACCUCGGGCCGGUGGUGCGGAAUCUGGUCCAGAAGAGGACGCUUUAAGUCUCGGAGCGGAAGCCUGUAACUUCAUGCAGCCACUAGGGGGCAGGAGUUACAAGACCUUAUCUCAAGUGGCACCAAAAACCCCGCCUCCGAUGGCUCCCAAAACCCCACCCCCUACAACUCCUAAGACCCCACCCCCUGUGGCUCCUAAACCUGCAUCUCGAGGGCUCCUUGAUGGGCUAGUGAAUGGGUCGACCCCUAUGGCUGGAAUCCCUGAGCUCCCAAGGCUGCAGGGGAGGGGUGGGGAGCUAUUUGCCAAGCGGCAGAGCCGUGCCGACAGGUACGUGGUGGAAGCUGCACCUGGCGCUAGCCUUAACCAUGGCUUUCGCCCUAGAAGUCCUUCUCCCACACCCUCACUGCCCCCGUCGUGGAAAUACUCACCCAACAUUCGUGCCCCACCCCCAAUCGCUUACAACCCACUCCUCUCUCCCUUUUUUCCCCAAGCUGCCCGAACUCUCCCCAAUAAGACCCAAUCCCAGGGGCCUCGGGCGACCCCCAAGCAGGGCAUCAAGGCCCUGGAUUUCAUGCGACACCAGCCGUACCAACUUAAAACUGCCAUGUUCUGUUUUGACGAGGUUCCUUCAACUCCUGGCCCCACUUCAGGGCCUCCCAAAACUGCCCGAGUCCAGGAGAUCCGCAGAUUCUCCACUCCGGCACCCCAGCCCACUGCAGAGCCCUUGGCUCCCACUGUGCUAGCCCCCAGAGCGGCUACCACAUUGGACGAACCAAUCUGGAGGGCAGAGCUGGCCUCACCCCCUGUCCCUAACCCAGACCAUCCUCAAGAGUCUCCCAGGAGCUUAAUUGCCACCCCCAGCUCCUGUGGUUUCCAAGUAGCCAGGCCCCGGUUCUCAGCCACCAGAACAGGGUUGCAGGCUCAUGUGUGGAGGCCUGGGGCAGGGCACCAGUGAGCAGGGAAUAGUCCCAGGACCAAGGAAUGGAACUUAGAGUCCCAGAAGUUUCUUCUGCUUUGUCCUACCGACUUUUUCUCCCCGCGUCGCCUCUUGCCAGAGACAGUGUUCCCUUCCGUUUCCUCAACUCCCAGCUGCUGCUUUUAAUCUGUUCUCUGUUUCGGUAUCUUCUCUGUAUUUCACUGCCUGGAUCUCUGGCUUCUCUACUCAGAGGUCCUCUCUCUCUCUCUCUCUCUCUCUCUCUCUCUCUCUCUCUCUCUCUCUCUCUCUCUCUCUCUCUCUCUCUCUCUCUCUCUCUACACACACACACACACACCACACAUUUGUGUUUCUCUCUGUGGGCAGCAAAGAGUAAAAUGUUCACUGAGAUCUCAGGCAAAAAGCUCAGCAACUAAGGGACUGAACCCCUCCACACUCCGUACUCCUCACUCAGUGUGUGUGUGUGUGUGUGUGUGUGUGUGCGCGUGCGCAUGCGUAUGAACAGAUGUGCUUUCACGAAUGUGUGUGGUUAGGAUCUGCUCUGGAAAGGCAUCAAAUAACAAUACACGUGUGCUUCUCUUGAGACAAAGGUAAGAGGGAGUUCUUUUCCUUCUGCUGGCAGGGUCAGAUAGUUCCACAGGGAGUCCUGCAGGGGACAAGAGUAACUGCGGAAAAGCCCCUAGAGGAGGACUGUCUGUAGCAGGGACACAGCAUUGUGAUAUUAAUGAGUCUGACGGUUUUCAUGGGUGUUAGUUAUACGAGCUAGACCCGGGAUAAGACUAAGAAUUCUAUUUCUUUGGAUUUCAAGAAGUUAGCAACCAGGGUCCUGUGCUGAGCAAGUCAGUAUCUAGAAGGUAAAAAAAGAAAAUUUCUUCUGAACUGCCGAAGACAGGAAGGAUGGUGAAUGGAGACAGUGGAUGGGGGAGAUCAGGGCUGAUGUGAGUGACCGUGACCGAGAGGGAGAGAGGAAAGCUGGCCAACAAGAAAGCACCUCUGUGUGAGGGAGCCUAGAGGGUAGCGUGAGCCUGGGGGAUGCACGCUUUUGUCAGAGCGAGGUGAGGAUGUGUGCGGGAUGUUAGUUAGGCGGCUGUCAAUCAAGCCGUCCUGACUACCUGGGAAAGGCGGGAGACGCCAGGCCCAACCCUCUUGUCUGUCCCAUUCUACCCGCAGAGCCCAGCUUUUGCCCCUGUCAGCUUCAGGUUUCAUUACUAUUCCCAGAAGGGUAAGGACUCUCCUUCCAUGAAGACCACAGCAGCCAUACUUGCUGCUUGACCUGGAAAUUGAUCUUUUCCUUGGCAAUGCCGGGUGCCACGACUCCUUGGUUUGUGCACAAGAAUAAAGCAUGUCCACACCUUC